This is a messenger RNA of Dichomitus squalens LYAD-421 SS1, 1944 nucleotides long. RefSeq names its product fimbrin. Gene Ontology annotation, molecular function: actin filament binding; calcium ion binding. The transcript has 9 exons. The coding region runs from base 1 to 1944 and encodes 647 amino acids. Gene Ontology annotation, cellular component: actin filament; actin filament bundle; cytoplasm. Gene Ontology annotation, biological process: actin filament network formation; actin filament bundle assembly. The record is from RefSeq and is a predicted model, not a curated record. NCBI's taxonomy places the organism in Eukaryota, Fungi, Basidiomycota, Agaricomycetes, Polyporales, Polyporaceae.
AUGGAUGCCUUCAGAUUGCGCAAGAAAUAUCCAGAGGUCUCAAACGACGAGAUGCUCGACAUGAUCAAUCGCUUCAAUGCGAUAUCGACCGACACCCCCGGGCGUGUCGACAAGCAGCGCGUGCUGCAAUCGCUACAGGCCAACGGAGAGUCGUACGAUCGUGCGCGAGAGGUCUUGAAGCACGUAAGCGUCGACUCGAGUGGCAAGGUCGAGCUUGAGGACUGGGUCGAGCUCAACGUGAAGCUUCGGAGUGAAACGAAGGAUGCGCUGCUUCCUUCAAGAGCAGGCAAAGUCACAGUCCACGGUUCUAACGCCAACGUCAGCCAUACAAUCAACGAAGACGAACGCGCUGAGUUCACCAAUCAUAUCAAUGCUGUUCUCGAGGGAGACCCUGAUAUCGGACACCGGCUCCCAAUUCCGACCAACACAAUGCAACUCUUCGACGAGUGCAGGGACGGUCUCAUCCUCUGUAAACUCAUUAACGACUCCGUACCAGACACCAUCGAUGUCCGUGUCCUGAACAAGCCCACGGCGAAGAAGCCGCUCAACGCCUUCCAAAUGACCGAGAACAACAACAUUGUCAUCACGUCCGCCAAGGCUAUUGGUUGCUCCGUCGUCAACAUCGGUCCGACUGAUCUUGCGGAGGGGCGAGAGCACCUCAUUCUCGGUCUCAUCUGGCAGGUUAUCCGUCGAGGACUGCUCGCGCAAGUCGAUAUCAAGCUGCACCCGGAGUUGUACCGCCUGUGCGAGGAGGGCGAGACGAUCGAGGACCUGCUUCGGUUGACGCCUGAUCAGAUCCUCCUGAGAUGGUUCAACUACCAUUUGAAAGCGGCUGGCUGGAAGCGACGAGUAAACAACUUCAGCCGAGACGUGUCCGACGGAGAGAACUACACUGUGCUGCUCAACCAGCUCGUUCCGGACAAAUGCUCUCUGGCCCCACUUCAGGCGCGCGACGUCCGUCAACGUGCAGAGCAGGUGCUGCAAAACGCAGACGCGAUUGGCUGCCGCAAAUACCUCACGCCCCCGUCUCUCAUCUCCGGUAACCCGCGACUGAACCUUGCCUUCGUCGCGAACCUCUUCAACAAUUAUCCUGGCCUUGCGCCGCUUGAUGAGCAAGAGGCGAAGGACUAUGGUGUUGUCGAGGACUUCGACGCCGAAGGCGAGCGCGAAGCGCGAGUCUUCACGCUUUGGCUCAACUCGCUCGGCGUCGAGCCCGCAGUAUUCAACCUCUUCGAGAACCUCAGGGACGGUGUUGUGAUCCUUCAGGCCUUCGAUAAGAUCAUGCCUGGCUCCGUCGUGUGGCGUCGCGUCAGCAAGCCCAAGGCGGGUGCGCAGCAGGAAACAUACACUAACGCGGACGGGGAAGAAGAGGACAUCGGCGUCACUCCCAACCAGUCGAAGCUGUCGCGUUUCAAGCAGGUGGAGAAUUGCAACUACGUCGUGGACCUCGGCAAGCAGAGCGGCAUGACGCUGGUUGGCAUCCAGGGAUCGGAUAUCGUCGACGGCAACAAGACACUUGUCCUCGGUCUCGUAUGGCAACUCAUGCGGAAAAACAUCACUCAGACGCUCAGCUCGGUCUCGAAGGCGAGCCAUGGGCGCCCGGUCAGCGAUACAGAGAUCCUGAAGUGGGCAAACACGACGGCGCAGCGGGCCAAGCCUGGUGUGCGCCCCAUCAGGUCGUUCAAGGACCCGGCGCUCACGACCGGUCUCUUCCUUCUCGACCUACUCGAGGCGCUCCGUCCGGGUAUCGUUGACCCGACGCUCAUAAUCAACGUCAACGAGAACAGUGACUACGAGGAUCGCAAGCAGAAUGCCAAGCUCGCGAUUUCUAUUGCACGAAAGUUGAACGCGCUCAUCUUCCUGGUACCCGAGGAUAUUGUCGACGUCCGCCCUCGUUUGAUCAUGACCUUCGUUGGCAGUCUGAUGGCUCUCGACAAGCAGUAA